Molecule: messenger RNA, 1630 nt
Organism: Manihot esculenta (cassava)
Lineage: Eukaryota; Viridiplantae; Streptophyta; Magnoliopsida; Malpighiales; Euphorbiaceae
Product: SAL1 phosphatase
Exons: 8
Coding region: 141-1343 (400 amino acids)
Biological process (GO): sulfate assimilation; phosphatidylinositol phosphate biosynthetic process
Molecular function (GO): 3'(2'),5'-bisphosphate nucleotidase activity
Source: RefSeq, a predicted model, not a curated record
UAGAAAAAUGGAAAUGAGAAAGCCGAAGCCAAAGCCCAAACCCAUCUUACUUGCAUUUCGUUAACAAUCUCCCCUGGCUCUGUCAAUCGAAUUGGAGCUAAAAUAAAGCGACCACGAAUUUGCAAGACAGCAAUACAGAGAUGAUUUCUAUUAAUGGGUUAAGCCUGAGUAUAGCUAAACCCAAAAUCGCAUUCACCAAGAACCCUUUUCUUAUUCCUCUCUUCUUCUCUAAUCCCAAAACCUCCUCCUCAUCGUCUUCGCAAGUCGCAUUAAGACCUGUUUUUUCUUCAAUGUCUUAUGACAAGGAGCUUGCUGCUGCUAAGAAGGCUGCAUCUCUCUCUGCCCGCCUCUGCCAGAAGGUACAAAAAGCUCUUUUGCAAUCAGAUGUCCAAUCAAAAUCUGAUAAAAGUCCAGUCACAGUGGCUGAUUACGGCUCGCAAGCACUAGUUAGUUUUGUUCUUCAGAAGGAGCUUCCUUCAGAACCAUUUUCAUUGGUGGCUGAGGAGGAUUCAGGGGAUCUUCGCAAGGAUGAAGGCCAGCAAACACUAGAGCGCAUUACUAAACUUGUCAAUGAUACUCUAGCUAGCGAUGAAUCAUAUGCUACCUCUACUUUGUCCACAGAAGAUGUGCUCAGGGCCAUCGACUCUGGCAAAUCUGAUGGUGGUUCUCGUGGCAGGCAUUGGGUCCUGGACCCAAUAGAUGGUACUAAAGGGUUUCUAAGAGGAGAUCAAUAUGCAAUUGCAUUAGCACUUCUAGAUGAAGGGAAAGUAGUGUUGGGUGCAUUGGCUUGUCCAAAUCUUCCUUUAGCUUCUAUCAGUAGCACAAGUCAACAUCCUUCACAAGGUGAAGUUGGUUGCCUUUUCUUUGCUAAUAUUGGUGCUGGGACUUACAUACAACUACUGAAUAGUUCAUCAGCAAGUAAGGUGCAAGUCACUGCAAUUGACAAUCCUGAAGAAGCAUCAUUCUUUGAAUCAUAUGAAGCAGCACACUCCUUACAUGAUUUAUCCAGCUUAAUUGCAAAAAAACUUGGUGUCAAAGCACCACCAGUUAGAAUUGAUAGCCAGGCUAAGUAUGGUGCUCUAUCUAGAGGAGAUGGGGCAAUAUAUCUGCGCUUCCCUCAUAAAGGUUACCGUGAAAAAAUAUGGGAUCAUGCUGCUGGAUGUAUAGUUGUGACAGAGGCUGGGGGAGUGGUCACAGAUGCUGCUGGAAACCCUUUAGAUUUCUCUAAGGGAAGAUAUCUGGAUCUUGACACUGGCAUAAUCGUUACCAAUCAGAAGUUGAUGCCAUCUCUUUUGAAGGCAGUUAGAGAAUCUCUGGAGGAGAAGAAAGCUUCAUCCUUGUGAUUACAUCUGGAUUAGUUAUUUCACUGUUUCUUUUCCUUAAGUCUCUUAAAUACCCACUCUGGUUUGCCAUUUGGUUGCUAUACAAGCAAAUUUCUUGUAAUAAUAAAGCCAGUCCGCUUACAGAAUACAGGGUCUCAAACUCUUCAGGGGGGAGGCUUUUUCAGUUUGUAAAAACUGCUGUUUUAUUGCCUUUUCCUUUGCUCUUCCAUUAAUUGUGAUACUGUCGAUAUUCAAUUAAAAAGAAUUCUCUAGUGCUAGAAAUGAAUUUUUAGAGAGAACACCCAUCA